AUGGGCGCUCGCGAGGUCGCUCGGAUCCUGCGUGCGAAAUCGGUCCAGAUCGAGACCUGGUUCGCAGCGUUGGUUUCGGUUGUCGGAUUGCUCGUCGUCGGUCUCACGCCAUCGGAUUCGAUCGGAUCAACAGGGUUCGCCGUGGGGAUCUCCUCAGUCGCGGCUUCCUUUGUGCUUGGUCUGCUCUACGCGAUCCGCUCCAAGCAGGUUGACGGUGCCAUCUUUGUCGGUGCCGGGGUGCUGCUGAUCCAUGUGUACAUGGGGAUGAUGCUUGGAUUUUUGCUGUUGAUCCGUAGGGAGCAUUCAGUGUGGAUGCUGCUGUGGGUGCUCGCGUGCGUGAAGUCCUGUGACAUCGGUGCGUUCUUUACAGGUACGACCAUCGGGAAGCACAAGCUCAUCGAAUGGCUCUCUCCCAAAAAAACUUGGGAAGGGUUAAUCGGAGGGUUGAUUACAUCCGGUGCGAUCGGAGCACUGGGAUUCUGGGCUCUGGGCGCUGCUGGAUACGAGCAGUACAGCCCGUGGUGGGGGGCAGCACUCGGUGUGCUCUUCGGAGCAAUUGGUCAAGCGGGGGAUCUAACCGCGAGUCUGUUCAAGCGAGACGCCGGGAUCAAGGAUGCCGGUACGAGCGUUCCGGGAUUCGGAGGCAUGCUGGAUCUGAUCGAUUCUCCGAUCUUGGUCGCUCCAUUUGCGUACUGGGCGAUCCGGAUCGUGAUGGAUCUCUCUAGCUCAAGCGCGGUUCGGGAGGGUUGCAUGACAGUGACUUCUAAGUUGCUUGCCGUGUUCCGUGUUGAUCAGCAGAUCCAAGGUCUACAGACCAGGCUCCGAGGUGCGGAACGCUACCUCGCGGAACAAACCAAACAACUCGCAUCGCUUGGUACAGAGAAAGAUGCGAUUGAGACCCAGCUCCGUCAGCUCAAAGCAAGUGAGUCUAACGCCGAGGGGGAGAGUCAGCGGAUCGCUACACAUAUCGACGAACUCCGCGACAAGAUGAACAACGCGACCUCAAACAAGGAAUACAAAGCGUUCCUGUCGGAGGUCAACAACCUCAAAGAAAUCCGAUCCACACACGACGAGCAGGCGAUCGAGUUCCUUGAGCAAAUCGAAGCGCUCAACAUCAAGCUUGAAGAAGCGAACAAGAGUGUUGAAGAGCGCGAGAAGGUUCGAGAGAUCGCUGAGCAGCAGCGUCAGGAACGCUCCGACGAGAUAGCCGAGAAGCUUGCUGAGUUGACUUCAAAACGCGAACAACUCGUCAAUGAGGUUCCGAAGGACGCGAUGUCGAUUUACGAGGAACUGCUUGAGUCACGAGGUGAGGACGCAAUGGCGCCGCUGGAGAUCGUGGACAAGAAACGCCACGAGUAUGUCUGCGGCUCAUCGAUGAUGACUGUUCCUGUCGAGGUCGCGGCUUCUCUGAUCCAGGGUAAGCUCACACUCUCCCCGAACGAUGGCUGCAUUCUCUACCUCACCCCAGAUGCGGAAGAAGAACUCGCCGGGAUGUUCAAGAAGUAA
Molecule: messenger RNA, 1506 nt
Organism: Symbiodinium sp. CCMP2592
Lineage: Eukaryota; Dinophyceae; Suessiales; Symbiodiniaceae
Source: the annotation of a GenBank genome assembly